AUGGACGUCGAAAACCUCCUGAAUGGUAAGGCAGACCAUAAGGCGCUUCAUCGACGCUUUAUUACGGCCGUGAGGCUGGUGAAAUUGUGGAGACUGUCCUUUGGCAAACUCGAGAAUAGAACGGCGUCCUGCAUUAAAAAGCUGGCGUCUGAAACGCGACGAUUGGCAGGAUUCUGCUUGAAUGACGGCGAUCUAGCCAUCUUGGUCUUCUGUGCGAUUACAAGGAGACUUGAGACCGGUCUAGCAGGGGAUUCUUCAUCCAAAGAGAAAGAUUCCCUUGCUAGCGUCCUCCAAUCGUCAAAAUCAUAUCGUCAAAAGCAGCGCCUUAUUAGCGCACAGCAAGUAUCUACCUUUGCUGCAAUCUCCCAAGGAUCCAAAAGUCUUGGUUUUCAAGGAAAUGGUGGCUUGAAAGCCAACAUUCAGGAUAUUGCCGCGCACCCUUAUCCGACAAUGGUGGUCUAA
Penicillium brasilianum is the source of this 462-nucleotide messenger RNA. NCBI's taxonomy places the organism in Eukaryota, Fungi, Ascomycota, Eurotiomycetes, Eurotiales, Aspergillaceae. The record is from the annotation of a GenBank genome assembly.